Messenger RNA from Paraphaeosphaeria sporulosa, 1997 nucleotides. Its product is annotated as siderochrome-iron uptake transporter. NCBI's taxonomy places the organism in Eukaryota, Fungi, Ascomycota, Dothideomycetes, Pleosporales, Didymosphaeriaceae. Bases 68 to 1840 code for a protein of 590 amino acids. Gene Ontology annotation, molecular function: siderophore-iron transmembrane transporter activity. The transcript is spliced from 5 exons. Gene Ontology annotation, biological process: transmembrane transport; intracellular iron ion homeostasis. The record is from RefSeq and is a predicted model, not a curated record. Gene Ontology annotation, cellular component: vacuolar membrane; endosome.
GCCCACCAAUCCUGCGUCUCGUCCACUUCGCCCUGGUACGUGGAGAAUCGAUCUGUAGCCCCGGAAAAUGUCUGAUUAUAGCCCUACUCGCAAAGGCGACGGGCCCCAAAUACCGGAAGAUUAUGAGCAACGCGGAUCCCAGCCUCUCAUUGGCACCCAAUCACCCGGUGUUGCGCGCAUUGAGGCGCUGAGCAAGCAUAUCACGACUGGCAACCGAAUCGCUAUCUUCAUUGGAGUUUUCUUCAUUGCUUACGCGUAUGGUCUGGACGGCACACUACGCUAUGCGUAUCAACCUACAGCAACUUCUGGAUUCGGAAACCACUCGCUGCUCUCUACAAUCAACGUUGUUAGGGCUGUUGUCGCUGCUGCCGCUCAGCCUACCGCAGCGAAGAUUGCAGAUGUGUUCGGUCGUGUGGAGCUGAUCGUCUUCUCUGUUUUCUUCUAUGUUCUGGGAACCAUCAUCGAAGCAUCCUGCACAAAUGUUCAGGGAUUUGCCGCAGGUGCCUUCCUGUACCAGGUUGGCUAUACCUCCCUUCUAUUGCUAGUUGAAGUCAUUAUCGCCGACACUACAUCCCUUCGGUCCCGUCUAUUCUUCUCUUACAUCCCCGCAACCCCCUUCAUCAUAAACACCUGGGUCGCGGGCGAUGUCGGUGGCGCAACCCUCGCCGCUACGACAUGGAGAUGGGGCAUCGGCAUGUGGUGCAUAAUCUUCCCCGUUGCCUCCCUCCCACUCAUCCUCUCGCUGCUCUGGCUCGGCCGCAAAGCAAAAAAGUCCGGCGCUUUGGACGACUACAAGACACCUUACCAGAUCUACGGUCCCAGGAAGAUCGCCAUAGCCCUCUUCUGGCAGCUCGACGUCAUCGGCAUCCUCCUCCUCAUCACGGUCUUCGGGCUGAUAUUGGUCCCCUUCACCCUCGCGGGCGGCGAGAGCACGACCUGGGGACAAGCCCACAUCAUUGCGCCCCUCGUCAUCGGCAUCCUGUGCAUCCCCGUGUGGAUUAUGUGGGAGAGGCGUGCACCGCACCCCAUGCUGCCUUUCCACUUAUUCAAAGACCGCGCUGUCUGGGGUGCCCUGGGUAUUGCUUUGUUCCUAAACUUCGCCUGGACGUGCCAGGGCGACUACCUCUACUCCGUGCUCCUUGUCGGCUUCAAUGAGACACCAAAGUCGGCGCUGCGCAUCACAUCUCUCUACAGCUUCGCUUCAGUCAUCACGGGUACGCUGCUGGGUCUCGUGGUAUACAAGGUGCGCCAGUUGAAGCCGUUCAUCCUGUUUGGCACAUGCCUUUUCAUGGUCGCAUUCGGGCUGCUCAUCCACUACCGCGGAGGCGUGUCGGGCUCUGCUCACAACGGCCUGAUCGGCGCGCAAGUACUCCUCGGCAUUGCUGGAGGCUUCUUCCCGUACCCAGCGCAAGCCAGCAUCCAAGCGGCUACGAAGCACGAGCACGUUGCUGUCAUCACCGGUAUCUACCUUGCGUGCUACAACAUCGGAUCUGCUCUCGGAAACACCGUCUCAGGCGCCAUCUGGACCCAAGUCGUACCAAGCGAACUCAGUUCCCGUAUCGCGAACCAAACUGAGGCGGUGAUGUGGUAUGCCAGCCCACUAGACCUCCUCGCCACGCACCCACCCGGCGAUCCCGACCGCGAUGCCGCAAUCGACGUGUACCAGCACGUGCAGCGAUUACUCUGCGUCACCGGGAUCUGCCUCUCCGCCAUCUUGAUCUUCUUCGCCUGCGUGAUCCGGAACCCGAGAUUGACUGACGAGCAAAGCUUGUCGAACGCGGAGGAGGACAUCAAGCAUGAGGCUCCGAGGGGAAGCAAGUGGGCGUUCUGGAAGCGUUAAGGAGUGGCAGGGCGUCAUCAAAAUGCUCCCUUUGUGGCAGCGCAUGUAUUACUAGUAGCGGGUCAACGAUAUGCAAUUUCUUUUCAUCGACAAGGCUACUUGCCGCAGGUGUCGAAUGCCACAAAGUCAACGACCCAAUCUGCAGAUAUUUCCGAAU